UUGAAAUUAAAAAAAAAGAAAAAAGAAAAAGAAUGUAAUAGUCAUUUCUCAUUUUAAAAAUUCGAUUCCCUUCUUUACCAUCUAUUCGCAGCAAUUGAAAGUUUGAGUAUCUGAGGGAAACCGAUUGUGCCUUUACUCCUCUCCAUCAAACACGAAAGGAAUUUAUGAUUGUUCACCUUAUUCCUUAAAUCCUCCUUCUUGAAUAUGGAUUCCUUUGCCAUUGCAACCUUCCUCUCAAAUCUGAAUUCCAAAACCAGGCUCUCCUCCUUGACUUCAAUCUUCUUCCUUUUCGUUGAGACCUUGCUCCCUUAAGUUCCUGGUUUCCCUGUUAUCGGACAUAUAGUCCUGUGCUUCCACUUCCACGCAUGUUGGACAAAGACAAAGGAGAGGUGAAGUCACAAUAUUUUGGGCAUAAACACCCACUGGUGUUCAAUGAAGUUCAUAGUGAAACGGCUCUCUGCUCUAGGUGUGGGGAAGUGAUGUCGGGUCCCAGUUUCAGCUGUGCGGAGUGUGGGUUUUACCUACACAAACAAUGUGCCGAGGCACCCUCGCAGAUUAAUCACCCUUACCAUCGUGACCACGCUCUUUGUCUUUUGCCAAGUCCAUAUGCGAGUAAAGGAUACGAGGGACGCUUAAUUUGCAACUUUUGCGGUGAAGAAGGUAUUAUGUUCGUUUAUCAUUGUUCUUGUAAGAUAGACUUACACAUCAAAUGUGCUUUAUUCACAUAUAACUUUGCCGAAAAGAAAUUUGGAGAGCUGAAAGAUAUUGCCUGCAAAGAUCCAUCGAUUUCUACUGAAAAUGGUAACAGAGAACUUGAAAAUGCUAAGUGCUUUUGGUGUUGGGAACGGUUGUUUGAUUCUGUUUACUGUUCUUUUGAUGGUGGAUUUAAUCUACAUAAGAAAUGUGUUGAGCUCUCUUUUGAAAUCAGUUAUCCAUGUCACCGCAAACAUCCUCUUAUUCUACAGUUUGGUGGUUCAAUUUUCUCUUGCAUGAUAUGCCAAGACACUAAACUAUCUGGAUUUCUUUAUUGUUGUUUACCUUGCAAUGUUGCGAUUCACGUUGCAUGCCUGUCACCGCCAUCUAUUGUUGAAGAUAAAGGUCAUCAACAUCAAUUCACUCCGUUUUUGAGGCAAAUGCUGUUCACUUGCGAUGCAUGUGGCAUUGAGGGAAAUUGUGUUCCCUAUAUGUGUUCAAAUUGCAACCUUCUAGUUCAUAAAAAAUGCAUUUCUUUGCCUGGCAUUAUCAAAUUCGAUAGGCAUGAACACCCCAUUUUCCACACAUAUUUCCUUCGAGGACAGGAAUUUGAAGACCGGGAGUGCGUAAUUUGCCUUGAUGGGGUGAAUACAGUGCAUGGGAGUUACUAUUGUUCAGAUUGCAACUUUGUUGUCCAUGUGAAUUGUGUUUUAGAGCUGAAAAAAUGGUACCACGUCAUAGAGUCAGAUGAGAAACUCGAUGAUGAUUCGACAUCGUUGUCCGAUAAUGAUUCGUUCACUGUUAUUGAGCGAAACGAAGGUGGAGAAGCCACAAGGAUCAAACAUUUCAGCCAUGCACAUAGCUUAUUGCUAAGUGACAAGAUCUUAGAGGAUGAUAAAUAUUGUGAUGGAUGCAUAUUAUCCAUCUCGGAUUCAUUUUAUUAUUGUUCGCAAUGUGACUUUUUUCUUCACAAAACAUGUGUUGAAUUUCCUAAGAAGAAGCGUCUUUGGUUUCGUUCAUACCAAAAACUCUUCAUCCUUGUUUCAGACUACAUUUUCAGAUGUUAUCAUUGUAGGUACGUGUGCAAUGGCUUCGCUUAUAAGCUUGAAGAAUGGAGGGAAUUUGUAUGCCUUCGAUGUGUGAUUCCCGAUGUUUUGACAUGUCAAGGACAUGAACAUCCUCUCUCUUUUGUUAUGGAGCAUGGAGGGCCUUGCAAUGCCUGUGGUGACAGGGAAGACUGGAAAUUCUACUGUAAGAGAUGCAAUUUUGCUUUGGAUUGGAAAUGUGUUACAUUACCACAUAAAGUUCGACACAAAUGCGAUGAACAUCUCCUUACACUCACUUACCAUGAGAAUAAUAAUUAUUCAAAAUAUCACUUUUGUGAUAUUUGUGAAAAAUAUAGAAACCCAAGUCAUUGGUUUUAUUACUGUGAAAUUUGUGACAAUUCUGCUCAUCCCGAAUGUGCUCUUGGAAGAUAUUCAUUUAUCAAAUUGGGGACAGUCAUCAGAAUAGAAGACCAUCCGCACUCUCUGGCUUUUGUCAAGAAAAUGUAUUAUUAUCCCAAAUGCUCUGUAUGUGGUCAUCCUUGUCAAGAUUUGGCUCUUGAAUGCGUGGAGUCUGGAUGCGAAUACAUCGUCGACGGGAAGUGUGCUGGAUUGGACAGUCUGGCAGAGUGGGGAAGUGGUUCCGCUUUGCUGAAAAAUGACAUUAACAUUCGAAAAUUGCGAGAAGACAGACAGAGUCUUCCUUGAUCGACAUGCAGUGUGCUCUUUAGAAGAUUCUGUAAACCAUAAUAUUUGAUAUUUCUUUUUUUUUUAAUAUUUUAGUUUGCAUUGUGUGUGUGUUUAUAAUAUUAUGGAUUAAUGUUUUUAUUUUUUUAUUUUAAGUUAUAUGAAUUUAACUAUUCAUAAACUUAAUUGUAAUGAACCCAGUUAAUUAUGAAUGAAUAUAUUUCAUG
Molecule: messenger RNA, 2650 nt
Organism: Durio zibethinus
Lineage: Eukaryota; Viridiplantae; Streptophyta; Magnoliopsida; Malvales; Malvaceae
Source: RefSeq, a predicted model, not a curated record